Symbiodinium sp. CCMP2456 is the source of this 1224-nucleotide messenger RNA. The record is from the annotation of a GenBank genome assembly. NCBI's taxonomy places the organism in Eukaryota, Dinophyceae, Suessiales, Symbiodiniaceae.
AUGCUUGACUAUGCGAAGUUUGUGAACUUCAUUCGGCCGUUCCUGGAGGGUGCGAUCAACGGCACACCCUUGACUGCGCGAGAUCUCACCAGCUGCCGCGGCGCGCCAGAUUCGGUCCUGGAGGACAUGCUGGAGGUCACCGACGAGCGCCAGGACCGGUUGCACGAGUUCGACGGAAAGUUUCAGGAGUCACUGCGCAUCCUCACCAGCAAGGCACUGGAUCGAUUUGGCAGCCUUGCACACGCCUUUCGCUACGUGGACCUGGACAGAAACUGCAACAUGACCAGGAACGAAACGGAGUACCUCUUCCGCCUUUGCAACUUGCCAGCCGAAUUGGCUGUGAAGUUCCAUGAUGCAGUUGACACGAACGGGUCCGGCGAGAUCUCACUGCAGGAGUUUCACGCUGCCCUGGCGCCUUAUCUCAGUGACGAGGACCAGAAGCGGCAGCAGCUCAAGAAAAAGAAGGACUACCUGCUGAAGCCCUACACUCCCGAGCAAGCCGAUGACGACCUGAGAUCUGCAAGCAAACGCGCGGCAAGCAAGGAGUGGAACAAACACGUGGACUUUGAGCUCAGGAACGAGCUGAGAAGGCUCAUGCAGGACGUGGGCGACAAGUUGCUCCUCAAGUUUAAGCACGUCCGAGAUGCCUUUAAACCACUGAACUUGCAGAGGCUGGGGAAGAUCACGCGCGAGGAGAUGCACAACUUCUUCCGAGGAUUUGGCCACCCUCAGGAGGUGGCGGACAGAAUAUUCGACCUUCUGGACCAGGAAGGGAAGGGGGAGAUCGAGUACUCUGUGUUCAUGUCCCACUUCGAGUCCGUGCUCGGGCGGGACUUCCGCAAUUUCUCAGAGCAGCCCCCGAUCUAUUUGGAGGAUCCCAUCAAGUGCAAGGAGGUCAACGAAACCGCUGACAGCCUGAAGCGGCGUCUGCUCACGAGGUCCAGGAACAUGAAAGAGGCAUUCCGUGCCUUGGACUCCGACCACGACGGCCAGGUCAGCCGAAGCGAGCUCCGUAUGUUUGGGAAGAAGGUCGGCGUUACCACGGAGUCCUGUGAUCAGCUCUUCGACGCUUUGGACGUGGAGGGUGUGGGCUGCGCUUCCACGCUUGGGGAGCUGGGGCUGAGGGUCCAAAGAGCAUGCAUUUCUGUGGUGCAGAGUGACCUGCUAGGCACGCCCAGGGCGGUCUAUGCAAAGCCUGUUCCCCAACCUCCGGAGCUUCUGUAG